AUGCGCCCGUCGCUAGCAACUCGUCUUGUGCGCACUCCUACUCGCCAUGCUGCUGUCGCCGCCACGGUAACCGCUGCUCCUUCAGCCGCCGCUCUUUGUUACACCCGGCUUGAUACCCACCAAGUCGCUGUCGCUCCCAUAUCGUCCAAGUCUGUCCUGAGCCAUGUCUGGUUCAGCAGCUCGGCUCCCUACCUUUCCGAGAGUGGUCCUGAGGGCGAUCACAAGCCACCGGAUGAACGCACUUUGAAGCUAGGCAAAAGUAUCUNNGUCCGGAUCCUACAUGAACGUCUGCCCACCCUACUUGCGUCGCCGCUGCCACAAGACAUACUCUCGCCGCAAAUAUCACUCCACCUGUUCCCCUCGACACAUCCACAUCUCCCUACCGUCUCUGGAAGAAUCGCCUACCUCGCUGCCCUGUGGACGGCGCCUGUAGCUUGGGGACGAGUGCCUGUAGUGGGCAAUGUCAAACUCACCGUCAUCUCUGAGCGUAUGAUUCGACAUGGCGGCAACACUGCAAGCUCGGCGUUCCGUGACGAGAAGCUCAUAGUCAAAUGGAAGACAUGUGGGAAGGCUAGGAAGAAGAAUUCGGCUGGCAUCUACCGUGGUAUCGGUGCCAACGAGCAAGUGGAGAGAAUCACAGAUGUGCUCGGCGGCAAGGCAAGAGACGACGAGGAGUUCUGCGGUCUCUUCAUCUUUGAGUUUGACGAACAAGGUCGAAUCGUCAAACACACGAUUGAACACGCCGACGAAGGAUCUGGAUCAGAACGCACCAACAGAGUGGUCAGCGUGACAGACUGGCUGCUGGGCAAGGUCAGUGGACACAGAGAAGAACAUGUUCCUAGCCUUGCGUGGUGCAAGAACAACCAAAUCAGAAGGGGAUUCCAGGGUCGUCGCAAGGGAGACUAG
Molecule: messenger RNA, 906 nt
Organism: Aureobasidium uvarum
Lineage: Eukaryota; Fungi; Ascomycota; Dothideomycetes; Dothideales; Saccotheciaceae
Source: the annotation of a GenBank genome assembly